AUGGCACGGAGCGGUGGUCUACUCGUACCCACCCCGUGCUCCGCUUCCGCCUCGUCAUCUCAUUUCCAGAGAGAGGGAGAGAGAGGGUUCGAGAGUCUUCCAGAGAGCGGAUCCAUCCAGAGAGUGCUAGGGUUUUCUCUCCGGGCGGCGGCGAUGUCGAUGGCGGCGGCGGCGAGGGCGGCGGCGCGGGCCCCGGGCAGGGCGGCGGCGCGGUUCGUGCAGACCAGGCUCCGCUCCUCCGGCAAGGUGCUCAGCGAGGAGGAGAGGGCCGCCGAGAACGUCUACAUCAAGAAAAUGGAGCAAGAGAAGCGGGAGAAGCUCGCACGCAAGCAGGGUCCCAGCACUGGAGAGCAAGCUCCGUCCACCCCAAGCGCUGGAGCGGGUGACGUGAACACCGCAGGCGCCGGUUCAACCACGUCGGCAUCCGCAGCAGGCACGUCGACCGACAAGAACAGGAACUACGCCGUGCUGGCUGGCACCCUGGCCGGCCUGAGCGCCCUGGGCUGGUACCUCCUGUCGAAGCCCAAGAAGACGGAGGAGGUCGUCGACUGA
Molecule: messenger RNA, 552 nt
Organism: Triticum turgidum subsp. durum (durum wheat)
Lineage: Eukaryota; Viridiplantae; Streptophyta; Magnoliopsida; Poales; Poaceae
Source: the annotation of a GenBank genome assembly